This is a messenger RNA of Paramuricea clavata, 226 nucleotides long. Lineage: Eukaryota; Metazoa; Cnidaria; Anthozoa; Malacalcyonacea; Plexauridae. The record is from the annotation of a GenBank genome assembly.
AUGCUAGAGGACCCGGAUAAAGAAACAUUUGGCGAAACGCUAACACAAGUGGAAAUUCAAUGCCAUUUAGGCUCGCGUCUUCUAAGCGUUCGUGUCAAAUCACCCGCCAGGCGUACUGCCAGUGACAGAAAUUUGUUUUGCACGGCCACUGAGAAGAUUGAAGGCGAACUGCCAAGUCAUAAUGUAAUGGUAGAAGCCCAGAAAAUGCAACAUAGGCCAAAAGCUG